AAGCCUCCGUCUCAUCUCAUCUUUCUGUCUCUAGACUCGUAUUCUCUCUCUCUCUCUAAAAGUAUACUAUUAUUUAUAUCGAUACAGAGAAUCGAAGGAGGCGAAUCGGAGAAUUCGUUCGGAGAUUCGAUCGUGUCGAGAUUGUUCUGAUCUCUCUUGUUUUUGGAUCAGCGAGUGAUUGAAAGUUCGUUAUUCUGUGAAUUGGAUAUUUUGUUAAUUUAUUACGCAUUUUUUUUAGUGCUUUCUCGCGUUUUUUAUUUUCUUAAUUCUAUUGCAAUAUAGGUAGUGAAGAUUUAUUUUUAAUUCUCUCUAUGUGUGUGUGAUGAUAUGAAAGUUAUUAGGGAAUUAAGAUUUGUAGUUGAAAGUAGGGUCUGUUUGGUUGAUGAGAUUGAGAAGGAGAGUCUAGGUCUUUAUUUGAUUUAUUACUUCUCAUAUUUCAUUCUCGGUGUUUUUUUUUCUUCUUCCUAUGGCUUCUCGAGAAUCAAACGGGAUAUUGGGCUACAUUUGGUACCCAAAAAAAAUUGAUAUAGUGAUUAAGAAAUCCAACCAAGUUAGAUAGUGGGUUUAAUUCUCCCAAGAGAAUUGUGGGUGUUAUUUGCUAAGAAAUUAUUUUAGCAGUUUGAGGAACUUUUUUUUUUUCUUUCUCUCAUUCCAUUGAGGAUAAAAUGCAGUAUUUUUAUUUCUUUAGAUUGCUAUAUACUUAGAAACUGUAUUAUUGUCAUAUUGUAUGUGUUUUUGUGUUUGACUUGAUUGAAAUCUAGUAAAUCUAGCAUUUAUCAUGUCAUAAGAUGUUAAUUUGUCACUGCUUGGUAUAAAUUCGUUGUUCUGUUGAUUUUUUUUAUAUAUAUACAUUUAGUAAUAUUUUGUUUACAACCUUAUGUAUCCCGAAACUGUAUUCCUGUUUGUGUGUGUUCAUCUCAAUUUGAGUUUGUAAAAUUCCGGUAAAUUUAGUGUUUAUCUUUUUUUACUUAAUUCUUUGGAUGUUAUCGUUGCAGUGUUAAAAGGAAAUUGUAGAAAGCAUUUAUUCGAAAUUACAUUCUUUUGUUUGGAUUAGUUAACAUUUGAUAGAUAAAAUAAUUAUGGCUAAUGGUGUAUUUGAUUGAAUUCAUAAGAUAGAGAAUAAGCUGCACUUAGGAAAUACGUUUGAAGUUUGUGUCAUAGAAUCAUAGUUUGUGGUCCAACUACAAUUCGCGCCUUGCAUUUAUAAUAGAAAUUUUGACUUGACAUUAUCUCUUUGGCAUAAGAAGUUUUAUAAAUAAGACUAAGAGGCCCCGUUAAGAUUUGAUAUCUUCUUUCUUGUAAGAAUGUGUCAUGCAUGAUGAUAAAUGCUUGUAACUAUCAUAUUGCUUUGUUAGUUCUUCUGAUUGAGUUGGAUGAGGCAAUAAAUUCGAAUGUGUGGACCACGUAAUGGCUAAGCUCAUCAACAACUGAACUUGAAGGACACGUGAAUUUGAUUUAGAAAAAUCUUAGACUAUGAUUAUUUCUAAUCAUUACUGAUGGUUAAUUAGUAUAUACUCUGGGAAGAGAAUUUGCGGUAACCUUGUUACCCAUGGACUUUCCAAGUAUUAGCAAAUUGACGAUGAUUAAUUUGAUUUAGGCACCCCACUUAGAAGUAGAUGGGGGUUGAAUGCAUUUUGUUGGGUAGCGAAGUUUGUUUCAUUCUUAUGUCAUUCCUUUUUAAAGUUGUUGUGCCCUGCAUCGGGAUAUUCGUAGCUGGUCUGUCCAUCUUGGGCUGCAGGUAUUCAAUUGACCAACUAGACCUAGGUAGGUUCUGCGCGUCCUUCUUCAUAUGAGGGGAUUUUUGUCUGUGCAAGAGGUGAAUUUGCAGGCACUAAUAAAGAUGCUCGUUUCUAUUUUGUUCUGUAAACCGUGAUACCUUAUUUGAAAUACUAUGAUGUGUCUACUAUCCGCCUUAGUUUCCCAAGGUCAACUCAAUCAAACUAAGCUUUAUCUAAACAUAAACCACGUGGAAGGUUAGGUUAUUGUUGCAUUAACGAUGUCCUUGGCUGUAGUAGCGAUGCAGGCACCAGAACGUCUUAGCCUCUCAAUGUUCAAAAAGUUGGUUCCUUGUGAAAUUAAAGGUCUAAGAUGCAGAAGCUGGAGCUAUUGACCUGCUUAGCCAAAGUCCUUCUUCCCAUACAUAAUCCCCAACUCCUUGCAAAUCCAAAAUCAUCAAAACCCAUAUUAAUCAAAAUAAGAGUUACAGGAGACAAACUACAGUAAUCUGAGGAUGGAUUUUGUCUCUGGGAACUAAAGGACUGGGUUUAUGGAAUGUCCUUACUUUUUGUCAAGCAGGCUAUGAAGUUGUCACUUUCUCUGUCCUAAAUCCAACCAGUUUAGAUAACAAGAGUGUGUGAAGGUCAAAUGAGCUAGAGUUUUCUAUCGAAGAGAAGCCCAUGGAGUUUUCAUGAUAACAGAAGUUGUUUUGGGCAAGUCUCGGUUAUUGAAGACUUGUUGCAGAAUCGCAUAUUGAGGUUGGGGCGUCUGUUGGUGGUGCCCAAUUUAGAUGGAUUUGGACUUCUUCAAGAAUCGAGUGAUCAGUCAAUGGUUACUAUCCACAGCUGGAGGCUUUGGAGUUCCUCAGUGCUGCAUUUUAGUUAUUAUUUGGGAUUCUUAUAGAUCUACUUGUUUGAUGACUCCUUCUCUUGUUGCUGAUUGGAGCUGUUCAACCCUAGUUGGAUUAUGUUGUUGCUGAUUUCAAUUGGUCUGCUGCAGUUUGCGAGAAAGCAACAUUUAUGGAGUGUUUGCCUGCUUGGGUGGGCGACUAAAUAAAUUUAAGUUUUAGAGCCCUUGCUAAACUUUUUCCGAAAUGCAGGUGCUUCUCAUAGCCAGCUGUUAGAUAGUUUUAGUUUCAUCGAGAAGAUUUCAAUGGUGGAGCUAGCAGUUGAUCAUUCUGAGGUGUUUCACUUUGAGCCCAAAAACCUGCAACACAAAACUAGUGAAGAGCAUAACACAGAGGUCGCUAUGUCAGACUCUCAGCACUCUCUCAGAGAAUUCAUGUCAACAGAAGCGACAUAUCUUCCAAAUGCCAUUGGCACAGAAUCGCUGGAUAAAGGAUGCAUGCAGUAUGGGUGUACUCAUUAUCGACGAAGGUGUCGCAUUAGAGCUCCGUGUUGCAACGAAAUUUUUGAUUGUCGUCAUUGUCAUAAUGAGGCAAAGAACAAUAUAAAUGUUGAUCAGAAACUUAGACAUGACGUUCCACGCCAUCAAGUGCGACAGGUCAUAUGUUCACUCUGUGGUACUGAACAAGAGGUUCACCAAGUUUGUAUCAACUGUGGUGUAUGUAUGGGAAAAUACUUCUGCGAGACUUGUAAGCUGUUCGAUGACGAUACAUCGAAAAGCCAGUACCAUUGUAAUGGGUGUGGUAUUUGCAGAAUUGGCGGGCGAGAGAACUUCUUUCAUUGCUACAAAUGUCGAUGCUGCUACUCAGUUCAUUUGAAGAACUGUCAUCCCUGCGUGGAAGGAGCAAUGCACCAUGACUGCCCUGUUUGUUUUGAGUAUCUAUUUGAGUCAAGAAAUGAUGUUACUAUUAUGCCUUGCGGGCACACGAUUCAUAAGAACUGCUUGAAGGAGAUGCAGGAACACUUCCAAUAUGCUUGCCCUCUCUGCUCCAAGUCAGUCUGUGAUAUGUCAAAGGUAUGGGAGAAAUUUGACGUGGAGAUUGCAGCUACACCCAUGCCAGAACCUUACCAAAACAAAAAGGUUUGCAUCCUCUGCAAUGACUGCGGAAAUACAUCAGAAGUGCGGUACCAUGUUGUGGCUCAGAAAUGUCCCAACUGUCGAUCAUACAACACCCGACAAACAAGAUGAAGUUGCAGUGGCUGUUUAAUUGGCAAUGACAGAUGACGAUAAAUGCACUAUCAUGCAUCAUGGAAUUACCGUUCAUUAAUUCUUUCUGGCUUCCAAGCCUCAUUAACGGGGAAUUUGUGGUCCUGCAUCUUAUGCUGUCAGAGGAAUGCCCUGCAUCUUGUGCUGUCGGAGCCUUGGACCUUCGAUUCUCUUGCAUCAAUUAGUUCCUGUUUGUUCCUUCUGGUCUUUUUCAUUGAUGUUGUCUUCUAAGCUCCACCAUGUAGGGUGGUUGAGCUCGUGACUGCACUUUCUGCCUGUGCUCACGCGAAAAAUGACAUGUUAGGCAGAUCCAUCCAUGGCUUAGUUGUGAAAUAUGGAAUUACCGUAGAUGGGUUUCUGGGGAAUGCUUUGAUAGACUUGUAUGCAAAAUGUGAACAGAUAGAUAAAGCUCACACAAUCUUUCAGCAGUUGCACUACAAGAGUGUCGUUUUGUGGAAUACGUUGUUGGAUGGGUACUUAAGUCUGCAAAAGCAAAAGCUAAAACCAACACACCCCAAAAAAAAACACAUACUAGCCUGCCUACCGUGGCUUUAUCAAAAGCUAAUGCCCUUGUACAACUAUGAUUAGAAAGCUGCAGCAUGUGUUGAAUUCACCAAAAUAUCCCCUCUUUUCUCCCCACUGUAUAAGCCUGUGUUUGCACGAAUGAUCAGUGCAUGAGGUGGGAAUCUUCACAAAGCUUUACUAAGUCCUCAACAUUUCCCUCCAAAUUUUGCUUUUAGCACAUAUUCCACAAAAUUCCCUCUAUACCCACUGAGAAUCAAGCUUCAACAAUGGAUUUAAUCAUGGCUGAGAAGCUUCAAGCCAUGAAGAAUUACAAGAAGGGCCAGUUUGUCAGAAAGGUACUCAUUCUUCACUUUUUCACAGCUUUGAUUUGUACGUACCUACUCUUUUUGGUUCCCUCAAGUGAGAAUUCUUAUAAACGAUUUUGUCUUUGUUUCUAUACCAAAUUUUAAGUCAUUCUUGUUCAACCCCAAGUGCUUGUUCAUAGUAGGCAAUGCCAUUGUUGUCAUCCUCGUCGCAGAAUCAAAGCUCACAUCUGGUUCACACUCGUCUUCAGCCACUAACAUCUACGAGGAGUAUGUAGAGAGGAGCUGGAGUCUUCAGGGAGCUGCCUCCAACAUAAAGAGAAGUAAGAGGAACGAAAAGAGGACAUAGGUUUAACUCAAGAGAGUAGUACUGUUAACAAGAUUGAAGAAGAAGUUAGAGCUGUGGUAUACAUAGAGGAAGAAAAAAGAGAAACGGGGGAUAAAAAAGAUUGUGAUAAUGAUUGUGCUGAUGCUGAUGAUCAUAAGGAGGAGGUGGAAGAGGAGAAAAUUGAGGAAGAAGAGCCCGGUUUACCUAUUACGGAAGAGUUGAAGAAUUUAUUGCAAGGGUAAACAGACAAGGGUGGCUUGAAGAGAAAGUACUAUUAGUUUGUGGUAAAACAUCACAAUGAAUUAAGAUAUUGGAUUUAGGACUAGGAAGAAGGAUGAUCACCAACACUGCAAAUGCAUAACAAGCUUAGUAUGUACUACCUACAAACAUUGAAACCAAUUUUAAUUUGUACUUAGAA
Molecule: messenger RNA, 5401 nt
Organism: Cornus florida
Lineage: Eukaryota; Viridiplantae; Streptophyta; Magnoliopsida; Cornales; Cornaceae
Product: probable E3 ubiquitin-protein ligase RZFP34
Exons: 12
Coding region: 2869-3810 (313 amino acids)
Biological process (GO): ubiquitin-dependent protein catabolic process; protein ubiquitination
Cellular component (GO): nucleus
Molecular function (GO): ubiquitin protein ligase activity; zinc ion binding
Source: RefSeq, a predicted model, not a curated record